Messenger RNA from Cyanidioschyzon merolae strain 10D, 1686 nucleotides. Its product is annotated as glutamate decarboxylase. Lineage: Eukaryota; Rhodophyta; Bangiophyceae; Cyanidiales; Cyanidiaceae. Gene Ontology annotation, molecular function: pyridoxal phosphate binding; glutamate decarboxylase activity. Gene Ontology annotation, biological process: L-glutamate catabolic process. Gene Ontology annotation, cellular component: cytosol. The coding region runs from base 1 to 1686 and encodes 561 amino acids. The record is from RefSeq and is a predicted model, not a curated record. The transcript is spliced from 2 exons.
AUGCCUCUACACAAGACGAACGUUGAAAAAGGCGGUGCGAAGCGUUUUCAGCAUAUCGACACAAGCUCGCUGGCUUUCGAGACCGGCUUUGCAAGCUUCGCGCUCGAGGAGUUCCCCAAGUACCAGUUGCGAGCCGAGCCGAUGCCGUCGGCUGUUGCCGAAGGUAUCAUUACGCAGGAGCUGGAGCUAGACGGUAACCCUGCACUAAACCUGGCAUCCUUUGUGACGACGCGCUUUGAUGAAACGACGCACAAGCUCUGUGAUCGCAUGCUUCCGGUGAACUGGAUCGACUUUGACGAGUAUCCGCAAACCGUGGAGAUCCACAACCGCUGCGUCAAUAUCAUAGCGAACCUUUUUCAUGCUCCUCUCGAGGAGGGUCAGCAGGCUGUUGGCACCAGCACUGUAGGCUCCUCUGAGGCGAUCAUGCUGGCGGUGCUCGCGAUGAAGUGGCGUUGGCGAGCAGCUCGCAAGGCAGCCGGCAAGGACUACGCACGCCCGAACAUGGUGAUGGGUUCAGAAGUGCAGGUCUGCUGGGAGAAAGCGACUGCUUACUUUGAUGUGGAACCACGCUACGUACCAUUGCACGACGAUGUAUACGUCAUGAAUCCGGAAAAAGCUAUAGAGCUUUGUGAUGAGAACACCAUCGGAAUUUGCGGCAUUCUAGGUACCACCUACACCGGACAAUUUGAAGACAUUGCCACUUUGGACGCUCUCGUGACGCAGAUGAACGAGCAGAAGGGUUUUGAUAUCGGUAUCCAUGUAGACGCAGCAUCAGGAGGCUUCAUAGCCCCGUUUUGUUACCCCAAUCUCAGGUGGGACUUUCGUUUGAAGAACGUGCGUUCUAUCAAUGUUUCGGGGCACAAGUACGGUCUCGCGCCCUGUGGCAUCGGAUGGCUCAUUUUUCGCAGCGCUGCGUAUCUGCCGGAGGAGCUCGUCUUUCACGUCAAUUACCUGGGCGCGGACCAAGCCUCAUUCACCUUGAACUUUUCACGCGGUUCCGCUCAGAUUGUGGCGUCAUACUAUUUGCUGUUGCGCUUAGGCCGUCGGGGAUACCAGAAUCUAAUGCACACCCUGAAAGAAUUGGCUUCGUACUUUGCAACACGUAUCACGGAGGAUGGGCGUUUCCGCCUGCUUAGUGACAACGAAAGCCUGCCCUUGGUUGCGUUUGCGAUCCCAGAUGACCAGCGCACGAAACUGGGUUUUGAUGAGUUUGCCAUAGCGGGAGAGUUACGCAAACGUGGAUGGAUCGUUCCCGCGUAUACGCUGGCACCGAACCUGCAGCACCAGAAACUGCUGCGGGUGGUGGUGCGGGUCGGUUUUACCCGCGAUCGGGCAGAUAUGCUGGUCCAGGAUAUUCGGGCCGCAUAUGAUCAUUUAGUCGCCAUGGCUGGACUGUUGAACCUAUUUGGACAGGGCCUGGCUGUGGACGAUACGGCGUCGACAAAGAAACCGGAAAGCGAGCAUACCGCCACCGCCCUCGGUAAGAUGCUGCACGGCAACAAGUCGCUACAGGAACACGCGGAAGAGCUGCGGCGAACGCACGAUUUACCGGGAGCCCGCCACCUCAUUCAUAUGCAAAAUUGGGGAACCAUUCAUGCGAAAGAGGGCACCAAGGAUGCGGAACCGCGUCGCUCGCCUGUGGACCGCCACCAACGGCACAAGAAACGCAGCGGUGCUGUAUGCUGA